AUGGGCCUCCACAACCCGCUCCCGUCGUCUAUGGCGUCGGAAUGCAAAAAGUGCGGCAAGAUCCUGACCUCUUUUAUCGAUCCUCGGCAAGCCUUCAGUCCCGACAAGAUCAUUCCUCCCUCCGUACUCGCCAACGCAAAGGGUCUUGCGAUUCUCACUGUCCUCAAGGCCGGUUUCCUUGGCUCCGGUCGCUUUGGCAGCGGUCUUGUCGUCUCACGACUUCCCGAUGGAUCAUGGAGUGCGCCAAGCGCCAUCGGUACAGCAGGUGCGGGAUUCGGUGGACAGAUUGGUUUCGAAUUGACCGACUUCGUCUUUAUUCUCAACGAUGCGAGCGCCGUAAAGACGUUUGCGCAGGCUGGUUCGCUGACGCUCGGUGGAAACGUCUCCAUUGCCGCCGGUCCCGUGGGCCGCAACGCCGAGGCUGCUGGUGCCGCUUCGCUGAAGAGCAUUGCUGGUAUCUUCUCCUACUCCAAGACUAAGGGACUGUUCGCUGGUGUUUCGCUGGAAGGUUCCGUUAUUAUCGAGCGCCGUGACGCCAACGAGAAGCUUUACGGCACCCGCUACACCGCCGCUCAGAUCUUGACCGGCAGCGUCCGCCCCCCGCCCCAGGCUGCGCCCUUGAUGAACAUCCUCAACUCCCGUGCCUUCAAUGCCGGCCGCACUGGCCAGGCUAACGACUCCAUGUACAACGAUAUCCCCGUUCACGACCAGGGCCAGGACGAUUGGAACGGCAACAACAGCCGAGAGUUUGGUAACAAUAACCGUAGUAGUGUCUUCGGUGGCGGAGACAGUGGCGCGAGCGAAUUUGGCGGACCCAAGAGAUCCAGCACGUGGCAGGACGAUGUCUACGAUAGACCUGCUGGUGGUGGUUUUGGUGGAGUCUCGCGUUCCAACACCGGAGUGUCACGUUCCAACACAUUUGCCUCAAGAGGCAAUGACGACUACGUCUAUAGAGACAACCCAUCGCCCAACUUCGGGCUCAACGACCAAAAGACUGGUCCUCCUGGCAGGCCUGCUGCUCCGAAGCCGAAUUUCGCUGGUAAGGCGGCCAUGCUCAAGAAGAACGAGGCUGUUGCGCUCUUCACGUUUGAUGCCGACCAGCCUGGUGAUCUGGGAUUCAAAAAGGGGGAUGUUAUCACGGUGCUGAAGAAGACUGAGAGCGAGACCGACUGGUGGACUGGCAUGAUUGGAACGAGACACGGCAUCUUCCCUAGCAACUACGUGAAAAUGCGUGACUAA
Molecule: messenger RNA, 1239 nt
Organism: Colletotrichum orchidophilum
Lineage: Eukaryota; Fungi; Ascomycota; Sordariomycetes; Glomerellales; Glomerellaceae
Product: SH3 domain-containing protein
Exons: 4
Coding region: 1-1239 (412 amino acids)
Biological process (GO): actin cortical patch localization; actin filament bundle assembly
Cellular component (GO): actin cortical patch
Molecular function (GO): phosphatidylinositol binding; actin filament binding
Source: RefSeq, a predicted model, not a curated record